Messenger RNA from Arabidopsis thaliana (thale cress), 2082 nucleotides. It is a transcript of the gene SUVH7, whose product is annotated as histone-lysine N-methyltransferase, H3 lysine-9 specific SUVH3-like protein. Gene Ontology annotation, cellular component: chromosome, centromeric region; nucleus. Bases 1 to 2082 code for a protein of 693 amino acids. Gene Ontology annotation, molecular function: histone methyltransferase activity; zinc ion binding; histone H3K9 monomethyltransferase activity. The transcript has a single exon. NCBI's taxonomy places the organism in Eukaryota, Viridiplantae, Streptophyta, Magnoliopsida, Brassicales, Brassicaceae. Gene Ontology annotation, biological process: chromatin remodeling. The record is from RefSeq and is marked reviewed.
AUGGAUAAGUCUAUUCCAAUCAAGGCAAUACCGGUUGCAUGUGUCAGACCAGAUUUGGUAGAUGACGUGACCAAAAACACAUCAACGAUUCCUACAAUGGUUUCACCAGUUCUAACCAAUAUGCCAUCUGCAACAUCUCCUCUUCUAAUGGUCCCACCUCUUCGAACAAUCUGGCCAUCCAACAAGGAAUGGUACGAUGGAGAUGCUGGUCCUAGUAGUACUGGUCCAAUCAAACGAGAAGCGUCCGAUAAUACUAAUGAUACAGCACACAACACAUUUGCACCUCCUCCAGAAAUGGUCAUACCACUGAUCACCAUUAGGCCAAGUGAUGACUCUAGCAACUAUUCUUGUGAUGCGGGUGCUGGUCCUAGUACUGGUCCAGUAAAACGAGGCCGUGGCCGACCAAAAGGUUCAAAAAACUCAACGCCGACGGAGCCGAAGAAGCCAAAAGUAUAUGAUCCCAACAGCUUAAAGGUUACAUCUCGUGGGAAUUUCGAUUCAGAGAUAACCGAAGCAGAGACAGAAACUGGAAACCAGGAGAUAGUUGAUUCCGUUAUGAUGCGGUUUGAUGCGGUUAGACGACGAUUAUGCCAAAUAAACCAUCCGGAAGACAUCCUUACAACGGCAAGUGGCAAUUGCACGAAAAUGGGUGUCAAGACAAAUACAAGAAGGAGAAUUGGUGCAGUUCCUGGAAUACACGUCGGAGAUAUAUUCUAUUACUGGGGUGAAAUGUGCUUAGUGGGGCUUCACAAAUCAAAUUAUGGUGGUAUUGAUUUUUUUACGGCUGCAGAGAGUGCAGUGGAAGGCCAUGCUGCUAUGUGUGUGGUAACAGCAGGACAAUACGAUGGUGAAACCGAGGGGCUUGACACGUUGAUCUACAGCGGACAGGGCGGAACGGACGUGUACGGUAACGCUCGUGAUCAAGAGAUGAAGGGCGGGAAUCUUGCACUAGAAGCAAGUGUAAGCAAAGGGAAUGACGUUAGAGUCGUGAGAGGAGUGAUACAUCCUCAUGAGAACAAUCAGAAGAUAUAUAUCUACGAUGGGAUGUAUCUGGUUUCAAAGUUCUGGACAGUGACAGGAAAAUCCGGCUUCAAGGAGUUCAGAUUCAAAUUGGUGAGGAAACCAAACCAACCUCCUGCUUAUGCAAUCUGGAAAACAGUUGAAAAUCUGAGGAACCAUGACUUGAUUGAUUCAAGGCAAGGUUUUAUACUUGAAGAUCUUUCUUUUGGAGCUGAGCUUUUACGAGUUCCGCUCGUUAAUGAAGUUGAUGAAGAUGACAAAACGAUUCCCGAAGAUUUUGAUUACAUCCCCUCUCAGUGUCACUCUGGUAUGAUGACGCAUGAAUUUCAUUUUGAUCGUCAAUCACUUGGAUGCCAGAAUUGUCGACAUCAGCCAUGCAUGCAUCAAAACUGCACCUGCGUGCAGAGAAACGGUGACCUGCUACCGUACCAUAACAACAUUUUGGUUUGUCGUAAACCAUUGAUUUACGAGUGCGGUGGAUCUUGUCCUUGCCCCGACCAUUGCCCAACCCGGUUGGUUCAAACCGGUUUGAAACUCCAUUUGGAAGUGUUCAAGACAAGAAACUGUGGUUGGGGUUUACGUUCUUGGGAUCCAAUCCGAGCCGGAACUUUUAUCUGCGAGUUUGCUGGUUUGAGAAAGACAAAAGAAGAAGUAGAAGAGGAUGAUGAUUACUUGUUCGACACGUCAAAGAUUUAUCAGAGGUUCAGAUGGAACUACGAACCUGAGCUUUUGCUUGAAGAUAGUUGGGAACAAGUCUCUGAAUUUAUCAAUCUUCCAACACAAGUCUUGAUAAGUGCUAAGGAAAAAGGGAAUGUUGGUCGGUUCAUGAAUCACAGUUGUUCACCGAAUGUUUUCUGGCAGCCUAUUGAGUAUGAAAACAGAGGUGAUGUAUAUCUUCUUAUCGGACUUUUUGCUAUGAAGCAUAUUCCUCCGAUGACAGAGUUAACAUAUGACUAUGGAGUUUCAUGUGUGGAGAGGAGCGAAGAAGAUGAAGUACUUCUUUAUAAAGGCAAGAAGACCUGUCUCUGUGGUUCAGUCAAAUGUCGUGGCUCUUUUACCUGA